ACAAAAAUGGCAGCUCGUUGAUGAAUUCAUCAUAGUAAUUGGUUUUAUUUUGUAGUUUUCAGUGUUAUUAACAAUCAUGAGCAGAAGCGCGAGCAGAAAUAAGAAGGUUAAAGUGUGGGGGAGAAUAAGACCCACUGCACAGUUUGCUACUAAUAACCUGGAACUUUUGCAAGACAAAAAGAGCAUCAGCGUCCAUCAAUACCGCGAUCCGAAGAAGGGCGUCGUCAACAACCAGAUAGUCGACUGGGCGUUCAAGUUGGAUGGGAUAUUUCACAACGCCAGUCAGGAUGAGGUGUUCGACACAGUCGCAUCCGAGAUUGUCACUGGAGCUCUUGAUGGCUAUAAUGGUACCCUGAUGUGUUACGGGCAGACAGGAGCAGGUAAAACAUUCACGAUGACGGGAGCCACAGAGAGUUACCAGCACCGGGGAUUGAUCCCGCGCAGUCUCUCCAAACUGUUCAAGGAGAUCGACGAUCGGCCGGAAAUGGCCAUCACCAUCAGAAUCUCGUACCUGGAGAUCUACAACGAGUCGAUGUUUGAUCUGCUCGCGACGCUGCCCGAGUCGUGGGCUCAAAGUUCGGCAGAGACAAUGGUCGUCGUGGAAAACCAGGACGGAGUCUACGUCAAGGGGCUGUCGUGUCACCUUGCGCAGAACGAGGAGGAGGCUCUCAACCUCCUGUUUGAGGGUGAAACGAACAGAGCAAUUGCAGCACACAGUCUUAAUCAGAUGUCUUCGCGAUCUCACUGCAUUUUCACAGUCUAUAUUGAGUCCCGAUCUCGAGUCCAGUCAAAUGCCAGGUACACCGUCUCCAAGCUGAACUUUGUCGAUCUGGCAGGAUCCGAGCGAAUUGGCAAAACAAAGUCUGAAGGGAAGACCCAAACAGAGGCGAUGUACAUCAACAAAUCGCUGAGCUUCCUCGAGCAGGUGAUAAUCGCUCUGUCGAACAAGCACCGCGAGCACAUUCCGUUCCGCCAGUCGAAGCUGACGCACUACCUGAAGGACUCGAUCGGAGGCCAGUGUAACACACUACUCGUCGCCAACAUGUGGGGCGAGGCCACCCAGCUCGAAGAAACGGUUUCUACUCUGAGAUUUGCGACUCGCAUGAUGUGUCUUAUGUGUGAACCAGCCGUCAACGAAGUCUACGAUCCAGCGAUUCUUGUAAAGAAGUUACAGAAAGAAAUUGCUCAUCUGAAGCAAGAAUUGGCUAUGCAUGAUACACUGACUAAUCGCAGUCAGAUUUUGUACGACCCACUGUCGGAACAGCAGAAAUACGAAGUGAAGCAGCAAGUCCGGAAAUACCUCGACGGAAUCCUUGAAGACAUAGACAUUGUAAAUCUUCGUCAGAUUCAGGGAACAUUCGAAGCCUUUAAAGAGGUUUAUUACCAGAUGGAACAAACUGUGGAGGAGAAACUGCGACAGAAGUACACACUUAUAGAUAAGACUGACUCCGCAGCCAUUGCCGCUGCUCAACAGGCUGGGAUCAGUAUUGCAGACGACGGGUCACUGGUCGGAGAAUCGGACGGGUCGGGUUUCGGUGUCGGAACUGCGCCCAAGUCUUUGAAGGCAGAACCAUCGGCUGUGGUGCAGCUAAAGAAAAAGGAGCGAGAGAGAGACAGGAAGAAGAGAGAGAGAGUUGCUACUGUCCAGAGUCCCGUUCCGGGUGGCAAGUCUGGCUCCAGCCCGUCCGGGAGUGCGAAGGGUGAGCGCGACAAAGACCGUGAGCGUGAGCGUGACCGUGAGCGUGACGCAAAGUCGCCGCAGACGUCGCUGGACCGUGAGCGUCGUGUUGUGGACAAGGACAUGGAGGAGUCUGCGUCGUCGGUCAGCUCCAUGGGGGUCCGUGUCGAGAAGCUGCAGAGACCAAGCACUCCUCCAAGCAGAACAUCAGCAUUUGAAGAAUUUAAGCAAGAAAAAGGCUCAGAAAUUAACCGCAUUUUGAUUGAGAAUAAAGAAAUCCUGGCCAAUAAGAAGAAGGCGUAUGCGGACUUGGCGCGCCAGAUAAACAACAUCAAGGUGGAGAUUGACGGCUCCAAGAUGAAGCUCGAUCAGCUCAAGGCCGAGAGAGAGGCCAACGGCCUUCAGUACAACGAGGAUGGUGACAUCAUCAUCAGUGAGGCGGAGUUUCUCGAGAUUCAGACCCUGAAGAACCUGAAGGAGCAGUACCGGAUGAGUUACGACGAUCUGAAGAAUCUCAAACUUGAAGUCCAGUACUGUCAGAACCUCGUCGACCAGUGUCGCCAGAAGUUAAUACAGGAAUUUGACACGUGGUAUACGGAGAGUUUCAUUGGUCCGACUGACGACCCUCAGACCAGUCAGAGAGCAGGUUAUGGACAGAGACUGGGCAACCUAAUUCCGUUCAACCCAAACAACAUCCCCCAGGAUGAGCAGGAGAAGUUUGACAACCUGCAGAUGGAUUUGCUAAUGAACAACCCGGACUCGGCCGCCUUCUACAACGCCCAGAUGCGCACACACAGGAGGAAAACGUAUGAGUCUGCAAUGAAUCAACCGCAACCAGCAUUUAGACGCAAGGCUGGAAUGCCGACAGUGUACGUGCGCAAUCAACCGCCAUCCAUUCUGCAAGUUCAGCCCUAAACGAUUACACGGACAUUUCGUUACAACGUACCCCAGUGAAACACUACUCCUUAUAGGAAACUGUGGACUUGGAAUUAUGUGCUGUGAAAUAUAUAUAUAUAUAUAUAAUAUUAAUUUAUAUCGUUAUGUUGACAUGAGUAUUGACUAUUGGUAAUGUUAUGGUAGGGGCCAUUCAAGUAUAAUGUAAUACUCGAGGGGUGGGUAACUAACUAAAUGUACAAAUGGUUAUGUGGCAUAUUACAGGGGGGUGGGUGGACAGAACAUUAUGUAAUGCAUUUUCGAAAAUGAAAUGCUUUUUUCUCACCUAUACACAGUAAUGUACAUGCAUACACACAAAAUAAUGAUUAUAAAUUGAGUUGAAAUGCAGUCCUGUGCUUUCCCAGAUUGUAAAAUGUAUUAUACCCAUCACAUACAAGCAGUAAUACAUUUUAAUGGGACUUGUUUGGUAAAUUGGUUAGGGUGUUAUGGUGUGGUACAUCUCCAUGCAUUACAUACUAUUUUUGAAUUGCUCAGUAUAUGGUCCAACACUACGGGGGGGGGGGGGGGGGGGUGGGGGGUUCCAAUUGUGACAACAUAGAGUUACUUAUAUUUUAACAGACUUUUAAAUGUAUAUUAAUAGAAAAAAAGUCACAAAAGGAUGAAUGGUGUUUAAAAUCAUCUGGUGUGCUGUGCAGCUGAAAACAUUGCUUUUGUAGUCGGUUACUUUCGAAACACUUACCGGUAGUGUUGGCACCAGUCAUAUUUAAUACUAUACAUAUAAUAUUAUGUACUCUGAUCUUCAAGCUAGGUUUUCUUAUCACAGGUGUUCAAGAGAGGUUAUUGAGAAAGUUGUUUUGUGUAAAUAAAGUAUUAAUACAUGUAUACUUUAUCAAUACAUAUAUUUUACAAAAUCAGUGUCUAAAGUUAUCUACUUUUUGCUCUUAAUAAUCUAGCAUCACAAAUAUAUUGAUCUGUCAAAAAACAUUUUGUUGAAGAACAUACAUUCGUAAUAAUUUUUAUAUACCUAAAAAAAAGAAGAAAGGAGUACAUGGUAUAAAAUGUAUUAUGUAUUAUAUGUAGACACCGAAUAAACAUAAAA
This is a messenger RNA of Gigantopelta aegis, 3671 nucleotides long. Its product is annotated as kinesin-like protein KIF9. Lineage: Eukaryota; Metazoa; Mollusca; Gastropoda; Neomphalida; Peltospiridae. Gene Ontology annotation, molecular function: microtubule motor activity; ATP binding; microtubule binding. Bases 77 to 2593 code for a protein of 838 amino acids. The record is from RefSeq and is a predicted model, not a curated record. The transcript has 20 exons. Gene Ontology annotation, biological process: microtubule-based movement.